CGGAGGCCAGGGUGGGGGAAGGGCCGGAGGUCUGGAGUUGGCGCGCGGAACAAUCUGGGAAAUGUAGUCUAGGCUGGAGGAAGGGACCGGAAAUGCGCAUGCGCAGUGGUACGGGCCCAUCCCUCUGGUUGGGAAGGUAAGGGUGGGAACUUCUCUGAGGAGACGUGGCCUGUACUUGAACUCCAAUUCCCAGCUAGACCGGGAGCAUGGAGCUGGAAUCCGGACGUUGCCUUCAGAUGGGCCCUGUGCUGUCGUGCGAACCUGUCAAUCACCGCCCAUUGUCAUGGCAACAGGCACUAGGCGCUGGUCCUAGCUGCGCCAGAACCUGCCUUGGCAUCCCAGAGCGGAAGUGCCCGCUUAGACUUACGGAAAAUGUAUUUCCGCAACCUCAACGAGGCGCUUAGUGGUUCUAUGUUUCUCCCAGGGUUUCAGAGUGACUUGGAACCUUGAGAAGUUCCUUCCCUAGAGAAAGACACUGGCUGAACUCAAAGACCUGAUCUGGCACUCCUGAUGAGACCCACUGUGCUGGGUUCCCCAGGCCGUGCACCCCCAGAAAAUGAGCCCAUCGUAGUGAAGCUGGAGGACUCUGAGGACGAGGUAGAAGACAGCUUGUGGGACCCAGGCCCAGAGGCUGCACGUCUACGUUUCCGGUGCUUCCGAUACGAGGAGGCAAUGGGUCCUCUGGAAGCCCUGGCCCAGCUUCGAGAGCUAUGUCACCAGUGGCUACAGCCGGAGGUGCACUCCAAGGAACAGAUGCUGGAGCUGCUGGUGCUGGAGCAGUUCCUAGGUGCACUGCCCCCUGAGAUCCAGGCCCGUGUGCAGGGGCAGUGGCCAGGCAGCCCUGAAGAGGCUGCAGCCUUGGUUGACAGACUUCGCUGGGAGCUAGGCCGACCUCGGAGAUGGGUCACAGUCCAGGUACAAGGCAAGGAGGUCCUAUCAGAGAAGAUGGAACCCUCCAGCUUCCGGCCUAUACCUCAAAUCAAGCUUCAGACUUCAGAGCCUGGAGCUGAGACACUACUUGGGACCAUGCAGGAAUUGCCCCUGAACUUUGAACUGAAAGAAGAGACAGAGGUGAUGGAGGAGCCAGAGCUCCUGGAGUCUGGGCCUCUUCCUGCUGUCCAAGAGGCUGCAGCAGCUCUCCUACCUAAGGAGUCCCAGGGCCAUGGGACAGCAUUGGACCAGGCCUCUCUUCACAGCGAGACUGAGCCUGAUGUGCCCUCGUGGAGUGAGCACCCUGUGGACCUCUGGCAUGAAGAAGUAGGGGGCAUCUUCUCACCAGGCUUUGCGCUCCAGAUGGACAGCAUCUCAGCAGAGGCAGAUACCAUGAGCCCCCACCUCCAUGUCCCCUGGGAUCUCGGCAUGGCCAGCCUCUCUGGACAGACCCGGUCGCCCUCCCGCGAAGGUGACUUCGCCCAUGCACUGGUGCUCCCCAGCGACCCUAGAGGCGAACAGGACCGUGCGAACGAGGUUCCUUUUCCCGGCAUGGACCCCGCACUGGUCGCCACCCACUGGCGUGCCCCCAGAGGCCGUGGCCGAGGCCGCCCUGGCUCGGGGACCGGAGCCGUGCGAGGCGGCUGCUGCGACGUGUGUGGCAAGGUGUUCAGCCAGCGCAGCAACCUGCUGAGACAUCAGAAGAUCCACACCGGCGAGCGGCCCUUCGUGUGCGGCGAGUGCGGCCGCAGCUUCAGCCGCAGCUCGCACCUGUUGCGCCACCAGCUCACGCACACCGAAGAAAGGCCGUUCGUCUGCCGCGACUGCGGCCAGGGCUUCGUGCGCAGCGCGCGCCUGGAGGAGCACCGGCGCGUGCACACCGGCGAGCAGCCGUUCCGCUGCGCCGAGUGCGGCCAGAGCUUCCGGCAGCGCUCCAACCUGCUGCAGCACCAGCGCAUCCACGGCGACCCCCCGGGCGCCGGCACCGCGCCGCCCGCCCUUCCCGGCGCGCCCGAGCCCCCGGGCCCCUUCCCGUGCAGCGAGUGCUGCGAGAGCUUCGCGCGGCGUGCCGUACUGCUAGAACACCAAGCGGUGCACACCGGAGACAAGUCCUUCGGCUGCGUGGAGUGUGGCGAGCGCUUCGGCCGCCGCUCGGUGCUGCUGCAGCACCGGCGCGUGCACAGCGGCGAGCGGCCGUUCGCCUGUGCUGACUGCGGCCAGAGCUUCCGGCAGCGCUCCAACCUCACGCAGCACCGGCGCAUCCACACUGGCGAGCGGCCGUUCGCCUGCGCCGAAUGUGGCAAGACCUUCCGCCAGCGGCCCACGCUCACGCAGCACCUGCGCGUGCACACGGGCGAGAAGCCUUUCGCCUGUCCCGAGUGCGGCCAGCGCUUCAGCCAGCGCCUCAAGCUCACGCGCCACCAGCGGACUCACACCGGUGAGAAGCCCUACCACUGCGGCGAGUGCGGCCUGGGCUUCACGCAGGUGUCGCGGCUCACCGAGCACCAGCGCAUCCACACCGGCGAGCGGCCCUUCACGUGCCCCGAGUGCGGCCAGAGCUUCCGCCAACAUGCCAACCUCACCCAGCACCGGCGCAUCCACACCGGCGAGCGGCCCUACUUGUGCCCCGAGUGCGGCAAGACCUUCCGCCAGAGGCCCACGCUCACGCAGCACCUGCGCACCCACCGGCGAGAGAAGCCAUUUGCCUGUCAGGACUGCGGUCGCCGCUUCCACCAGAGCACCAAGCUCAUCCAGCACCAGCGCGUCCACAGCACGGAGUAGUGCUGCUGGCACGUGUUCCUUGGUCCAAAAGAAACACCUACCUCACAGGGUUGUUGUGAGGCGGGAAUGGAGUAGCGGGCCCGCCCAGGGCUUGGCCCUCAGUAGGUGCUUAAUAAACAGUAAAUGGUGCCUCCCCAA
Molecule: messenger RNA, 2850 nt
Organism: Nannospalax galili (Upper Galilee mountains blind mole rat)
Lineage: Eukaryota; Metazoa; Chordata; Mammalia; Rodentia; Spalacidae
Gene: Mzf1
Product: myeloid zinc finger 1
Exons: 6
Coding region: 511-2712 (733 amino acids)
Biological process (GO): regulation of DNA-templated transcription
Molecular function (GO): RNA polymerase II cis-regulatory region sequence-specific DNA binding; DNA-binding transcription factor activity, RNA polymerase II-specific
Source: RefSeq, a predicted model, not a curated record